Molecule: messenger RNA, 1248 nt
Organism: Pimephales promelas (fathead minnow)
Lineage: Eukaryota; Metazoa; Chordata; Actinopteri; Cypriniformes; Leuciscidae
Product: olfactory receptor 52J3-like
Biological process (GO): detection of chemical stimulus involved in sensory perception of smell; G protein-coupled receptor signaling pathway
Cellular component (GO): membrane
Molecular function (GO): G protein-coupled receptor activity; olfactory receptor activity; odorant binding
Source: RefSeq, a predicted model, not a curated record
AUGUAUCUAAAUGGAUCUGUAUUUCCACUUGUCUUGACUUUGUACUCUUUGGAAAUCCCUCAAACAAGCAUUUAUCCAGCAUUCAUGUUUGGAAUGAUAACAUACUUGUUUAUCUUACUCUGCAAUCUAACAAUUGUUUCCACCAUUUGCUUGAACAGGAAUCUUCAUAAACCAAUGUACAUUCUGUUGCUUAACAUGCCUAUCAAUGAUGCUAUGGGUGCUACAAGCCUUUUUCCUCAGCUUCUGUAUAGUAUAUGGUCUCAGGACAGAUCAAUAUCCUACCCUGCAUGUUUGCUUCAAGGCUUUAUUAUACACUUAUAUGGUGGGGCAUCAUAUGUUAUUCUUACUGCUAUGGCCUAUGACAGGUAUGUCGCUAUCUGUUGCCCAUUGAGAUAUGGAGCCAUUUUGACAACCAAUAAUUUGGUGAAAAUCAUAACUGGGAUGUGGUUUUUUCAUUUUAGUCUCAUAAUUGUACUUUUCUCUCUUCUUCUGCCUCGUCAGGUUUGCCAGACAUACAUGGCAGAUCUUGUCUGUUAUAAUCCAUCUAUAAUGAAACUUAUGUGUGAAGAUACAAAAGUUAACAAUAUCUUUGGAUUGUUUAUCCUGGUUUUAUACCACAGCCUUUCACUUUCUGUUUUGGCAUUUACAUACAUUAAUAUACUAAUCAGCUGUGUUACUAACAAGCAGUCCGAUGCAAAGAUUAAGGCACUUCAGACAUGUGGUACUCAUUUGGUCGUCUUCCUUUUCCUAGAGUUUAACACUCUUUUUCCUCUUGUUGCACAUCGAUUUGAUAGUGUUCCAGAUCACCUACGCAGGGUGUUUUCUAUAUCAGUUCUUGUGUUCCCUCCCCUUGUGAAUCCACUCAUUUAUGGUUUUAAAACUAAAGAGAUCAGACUGAAAGUUCUCACCUGUUUUAAGAGGAAGAUAAUCAGUGUCUGAACAAUUAUUCUUUUCUCUGUUUUUGAUACUGUCUUCCUUUCAGAGAUGUGAGUUGUUUUCAAUCACCCAUAUGUGUUUAUUUAUAGACAGUUGUCAAACAUGCAACAUUUAAAAUCUCACAAAAAUAAAUGGUUCAGUCAUUAAACUCUAUUCACAUUCUGAUUGAUUCAGCCAAUUGAUUUUACCCAAAGGAUACACUUUAUGUGUACAGUCUACCUCUAGUAGAAACAGAAUGUUUCCAGUAAUUUUAUGUUUUGAGCAUGGCAGAAGCAAUUCAUACUUGCUCUGCAGCAGCAGCGUAUAGCAGAU